Dioscorea cayenensis subsp. rotundata (Guinea yam) is the source of this 954-nucleotide messenger RNA. Its product is annotated as acid phosphatase 1-like. The transcript has 3 exons. Bases 13 to 786 code for a protein of 257 amino acids. NCBI's taxonomy places the organism in Eukaryota, Viridiplantae, Streptophyta, Magnoliopsida, Dioscoreales, Dioscoreaceae. The record is from RefSeq and is a predicted model, not a curated record. Gene Ontology annotation, molecular function: acid phosphatase activity.
GCAAAAUCCAAAAUGCAACUUAUUCAUCUUAUGUUGCUCCUGUUCUUCAUCCUUGCACCAACCACAAUCUCGCAAACUCUUCUUCAAGUAACUCAAAAUGACGGUCUGAAUGAACCGAAGCCGCCUAACUUGAUGUACUGCGAGAGUUGGCGAUUAGCUGUCGAGACGAACAAUGCCGGAGAUUGGCAUAAGAUACCUCAUCGAUGCACUGAUUUAGUGAAAGAGUAUGUCAAUGGACAGCAGUAUAUAACUGAUUCCAAAGUGGUAGCAAGGCAUGCUCAAGCUUAUGCUAAGACAAUUGUAGUAGCAAAGGAUGGCAAAGAUGUUUGGAUAUUCGAUGUCGAUGAAACACUCAUUUCCAAUAUUCAGCAUUAUGCCAUUGAUGGAUACAGUUAUAGAUCAAAAGUAGACAAUGAAUCGGCAUUUGAAAAAUGGGCGCUAUCGGCGAAAGCACCGGCGUUGCCGUGGAGCUUAUGGUUGUACAAGAAACUACAAGGACUAGGAUUUCAUCUUGUGCUUUUGACAGGGAGAAAAGAAACACAUCGGAAUUCUACUGAACAAAACUUGAUUUCUGCUGGUUAUCAUUCAUGGAAAACACUAAUUCUCAGGAAUUCUACUGAAACUGGGAAGACAGCACAAGAAUACAAAGCAUCAAAAAGAGCAGAGUUGGUGGGCAAAGGGUACAGGAUUCAUGGGAACUCUGGGGAUCAAUGGAGUGACUUGUUAGGAUGGCCAGAAGCUAAGAGAUCAUUCAAAAUACCAAACCCAAUGUAUCACAUUCCAUGAAAGAGCACAUCAAACUUCAUAUAUGGUCUUUUAGUUUGUUGAGAAAUCAUUCAGAUCAUCAAUAAACUUGGCCUUCUUGCUGGAAUUUCAUAUUCCAGACUGUAAAUAAUCAUUACUUGUUGAAAUAAUUUAUGAGAAAUGAGUAAAGAGCAAAGGUUUUAGAUUGAU